AGUAAUGCGUAGUUGUCAGUAGAGGGAGCUGUGACAUAAUGUUUCUUUAGUCUCUGACGCCACAUUCCCAACCAAUCUACUCGUGCUGAAUUGAACAUGAAAAAGAAGCAACAAGCUUCCCUGUCAGAUCAAUGUUUGUAGGAGAACAGGAGGAGGUAGACACAGGACCGACACCUCCGUAAAUCUAAAAAGGCUCCCAUCCUCCCGCCAUCAUGUCCAGCAAGAAGACCAAGGCUAAGACCACCAAGAAGCGUCCCCAGAGGGCAACUUCCAAUGUCUUCGCUAUGUUUGACCAGUCCCAGAUCCAGGAGUUUAAGGAGGCUUUCAACAUGAUUGAUCAGAACAGGGAUGGCUUUAUUGAUAAGGAGGAUCUGCACGACAUGCUUGCCUCUAUGGGCAAGAACCCCUCUGAUGACUACUUGGAAGGGAUGAUGAGCGAAGCCCCUGGUCCUAUUAAUUUUACCAUGUUCCUGACUAUGUUUGGAGAAAAACUAAACGGCACUGACCCUGAAGACGUAAUCAGGAACGCAUUUGCCUGUUUUGAUGAAGAAGGCACAGGUUUCAUCCAUGAGGACCAUUUACGGGAGCUCCUUACUACAAUGGGAGACCGCUUCACAGACGAGGAGGUGGAUGAGAUGUACAGAGAAGCCCCAAUUGACAAAAAAGGAAACUUCAAUUAUGUGGAAUUCACCCGCAUCCUGAAACAUGGAGCCAAGGAUAAAGAUGACUAAGCUGUCGGUGAAGAUUUGCAUGAAACGUGUCAAGAUUGAGGAGUCUUGGUUCUGCAUACCAGGGAAGACUGUGUCCUGUUACCUGCAGCACCCUCUCUUUCCUUCUUGCAGCCCUGUACAAGCCCAUUGAAUGCAAAACAAAAACAUGAUAACAGAUGUAUUUAUCCCCUCAUUUCCCAUAGAUAAGUUAUUUGGGCAGCUGGCAGAAAAUAAUUGUUAUUAGAAUAGCAAUGCAGUGUUGGUUUUGGAUGCUAAGUAAACAUUAAUCAGGACUGCAAUCUUUAGUCAUUCAUUCAAGAUACUGUAUACCUCUGUAGCUGUCCAGAGCUGCCUUUACAGCCCCUCCAUCAGGAAAGUGCUCCUAUUAAGAGGCGGUUUUCAUUAGAACACUGCCCACUGAUAUCCCCUUAAUCAAUUGGGUAUGAAGAAGUCAUAUUAAUAUAUAACAUAAAUAAAGAAAUUGAUUUAUUAA
Molecule: messenger RNA, 1203 nt
Organism: Pseudophryne corroboree (corroboree frog)
Lineage: Eukaryota; Metazoa; Chordata; Amphibia; Anura; Myobatrachidae
Gene: MYL9
Product: myosin light chain 9
Exons: 4
Coding region: 213-731 (172 amino acids)
Biological process (GO): myofibril assembly; platelet aggregation
Cellular component (GO): cytoplasm; stress fiber; myofibril
Molecular function (GO): calcium ion binding
Source: RefSeq, a predicted model, not a curated record